Messenger RNA from Nothobranchius furzeri (turquoise killifish), 2728 nucleotides. The record is from RefSeq and is a predicted model, not a curated record. Lineage: Eukaryota; Metazoa; Chordata; Actinopteri; Cyprinodontiformes; Nothobranchiidae.
UGUUCUGCUGGGUUCUGUUCUGUUCUAUUGGGUUCUGCUGUAUUCUUUUGUGUUCUGUUCUAUUCAUUUCUAAUAUAUUCUAUUAUAUACUCCUGUUCUAUUCUGUCGUGUUCUACUGGGUUCUGUUAGGUUCUAAUAUAUUCUAUUAUAUACUCCUCUGUUCUAUUCUAUUGAGUUCUAUUGUGUUCUGUUAGGUUCUAUUAUAUUCUGUUCUGUUCAGUUCUGUUCUUCUAAAUGACUUCAUUCUUUUUUAUCCUCAGACUUUGUAAUUUAGUUGAGGGAAAUGUUUACAUCUUUGAACCGCUGAUUCUUUUAUUUUGCUCCGACACCACGGGGACAAUAUGUGGUUUUGUUUAUUUACAAACUAAUUUUAGUGUUUGUUCAGAUACAGGUGUACAAAAAAGGUUAGUGUCAUGUGACACACCUGAAGGAAUGCUGAGCUGGAUUUUUAUAGGAAGUAAAUUCUCUUCUUUUCUUCCACCUCUCUUCAUAAGCAGCUGUCCAUCCACGUGCCUGAUAGAAAUGCUGACUCAUGCUUGGUUCUGAGGACUACUCGGCAAAGACACCAAACCGCUCCCACAAGGCGGGUCCAUGGAUCACGAUCAGAGAUCUGAGUCAUGGCGGCGCUGUUGUUCCUACCGGACCCUGAAGUCCUGGCUGCCCGUCUUUUGCUGGUUACCUAAAUACAACCUGACCCACCUGAAAAUGGACCUGCUGGCAGGUCUCACCGUGGGGUUGACAACUGUCCCACAGGCACUGGCUUAUGCUGAGGUAGCUGGUCUACCUGUGCAGUAUGGUCUCUACUCUGCCUUCAUGGGGGGGUUCAUCUACGCUCUGCUGGGGACAUCCAAGGAUGUGACACUGGGUCCGACAGCCAUCAUGUCCUUCCUGUGUUCCUCUGUGGUGGGGGGGCAGCCUCACCGAGCUGUCCUGCUCAGCCUCCUUUGUGGGAUCAUCCAGGCUCUGAUGGCGUUGCUCAGAUUAGGAUUCCUGCUGGACUUCAUAUCCUAUCCUGUAAUAAAAGGUUUCACGUGUGCUGCUGCAGUGACUAUCGGCUUCAGCCAGGUCAAAAACAUCCUGGGAAUCCAUGGCGUUCCCCAGCAGUUCUUCCUGGAGAUUUAUUACACCUUCUACAGGAUUCCAGAGGCCCGCGUGGGCGACGUGGUGCUGGGUCUGGUGUGUCUUGCUGUCUUGGUUGUGCUUAUGCUUAUGAAGUCACAUCCCACCCAUAAUGAUGGCUCCACCUACUCAAGCGUUGCCAGGAAACUGGUGUGGACUGUCGCGACCAUGCGAAAUGCCCUGGUGGUUGUGGCUGCGUCACUUGCUGCAUUUUCCUGGGAAGCUUAUGGUCAUCAUGUGUUCACAAUCACUGGGCACACUUCCCAGGGUCUGCCACCGUUCAGUCCCCCGCCCACCUCAGACACCACUCCCAAUGGAACCGCCGUCCCUUUUGGAAAGAUUGUCGAGGGUUUUGGCGGAGGGCUGGCUGUGAUUCCUCUCAUGGGUCUGUUGGAGAGCAUCACCAUCGCAAAAGCUUUUGCCAGUCAGAACCACUACAGAAUCGAUACAAACCAGGAGCUGCUGGCCAUCGGUGUGACCAACGUCAUGGGCUCAUUUGUGUCAGCGUACCCCGUCACCGGCAGCUUUGGAAGGACAGCAGUGAACUCUCAGACGGGGGUCUGCACUCCAGCCGGUGGAAUCGUCACCAGUGUGAUCGUGUUGCUGUCCUUGGCGUUUCUCAUGCCAGCGUUCUACUACAUCCCCAAAGCUUCUCUUGCUGCUGUUAUCAUCUGUGCCGUAGCUCCCAUGGUGGACCACCGUGUUGUAGCAAAGAUGUGGAGGACACACAAGCUGGAUCUGCUGCCGUUUGGCGUGACGUUCCUGUUGUGUUUCUGGGAGAUGCAGUACGGCAUCAUGGGAGGUGUAACUGUUUCUGGAGCCCUGCUUCUGUACGGCAUGGCCCGACCCAAAGUGAAGGUGUCGGAUGACGGCGUGUUGGUGAUGGAGUUGAGCAGUGGCCUCAGUUUUCCUGCUGCAGAGUAUCUGAGUCACAUCAUACACACUCAAGCCCUGCAGGAGUUUCCUCCACGCUCUGUGGUCCUGGACUGCCAUCAUGUGAGCAUCAUAGAUUACACCGUGAUCAAUGAGCUGAGGGACCUGCAGAGCCAGUUCAGACUGCAAAAAGUCCAGCUGACUUUUUCAGGAUUGCAACCCUCCAUACUGAAGGCUCUCCUUGCCGCUGAUCUAAACGGCUUCAGGUUCACAGACUCUGUGGAGGAGGCGCUGCAGACAGAGUCUGUAAACCUUCUGAGUGAUUAAAAUCCAGAAUCUCCACCUGAGAACAUCACAUCACAACAAUAAGUAACGUCCUAACUGGGAUUUUAGGACUUAAACUGUUAUAAAGUAUCAAAGUAAACCGCAUACGGGUAGUAAUAAAACCAUUUAUCUGUUUCUGAAGCAACGGGCUGCUCUCAGAGAUUUACACUACGUUACUGUACAACAACAUGAACUGUUUAAUAUUUGGAAUAUUAGUUUUCACUUGUUUAAAGCAGUGAAAAAACAUUAUUUGUUGUCAAAGAAAUCACGUCCAUAAAUACUCCCUCAUAUAGUCACUUAUUUUUGUAAAAUAAAGGUGUUGUUCAUGGUAGAAAUGUUGGUAUUUGAUUGAAGGCCUUUGCCACAUGAACCAACUGGGAUUUCUGCUGAAUAAAAACAUGUUUGCACAUGA